Molecule: messenger RNA, 345 nt
Organism: Prunus persica (peach)
Lineage: Eukaryota; Viridiplantae; Streptophyta; Magnoliopsida; Rosales; Rosaceae
Product: non-specific lipid-transfer protein 3
Exons: 1
Coding region: 1-345 (114 amino acids)
Biological process (GO): lipid transport
Cellular component (GO): membrane
Molecular function (GO): lipid binding
Source: RefSeq, a predicted model, not a curated record
AUGAUUCAUCAAGCCAUUCUUCUACUGUUCUUGCUGGCUUCUGCUUCUGCUUCAGCCAUGGGCCCCAAACCCUCGUGCCCCGACAUCACGUAUCAGUUGGCCCCCUGCGUUUCUUACCUGCUGCAAAUUGAGGUGGCGCCGCCUCCGGCUUGCUGUGAUGGUGUCAAGUACCUCAGCCAGUAUUCAAGUGACAAGGAAGAUAGAGAGGCUAUAUGUUGGUGUAUCAAGGGCGCAGCUAGUAUGAUGGGGCUUACUGAUUUUCCUCUCAUUUCUGCUCUGCCUAAUACCUGCGGCGUUUCUGUAAAACUUCCACCUAUCUCUAGCGACAUUGAUUGUUCCCAGUAA